Molecule: messenger RNA, 1501 nt
Organism: Plodia interpunctella (Indianmeal moth)
Lineage: Eukaryota; Metazoa; Arthropoda; Insecta; Lepidoptera; Pyralidae
Gene: peo
Product: pendolino
Exons: 5
Coding region: 95-784 (229 amino acids)
Source: RefSeq, a predicted model, not a curated record
CCAUCUCAUCACUAGCUGGUUAUUUAUUUAUUCGUAGCUUAAUUUUACACGAAUGUAGGUAUUUAGUUUUCGUAGGUAUCGUAAAUUAAUAAAAAUGAACGAUGAAACUAAUAGUAAUGUUAAAGAAAUUCGAGAAUUGUAUUCUAUGUUUCAUCAAGAAUAUAUAAUAAUGGCAGAAUACCGUAUGCUGCAAACAGAAAACUUGCAAGGAAUAUAUGUGAUUCCAUCGUAUGAAAACUCUUUUGUAUGGUUUGGAGUCAUAUUUGUACGGGCAGGUUAUUAUGAGGGUGGAGUAUUUAGAUUUACAUUAACAUUACCUGAAAAUUUUCCAGAUGUAAAUGUUCCAGUGGUAAAUUUUUCAUCAAACUUGUAUCAUCCUGCCGUAGACUCAAAUACUGGGAAUCUAAACCUGCACGAAGUGUUCCCACAAUGGGAUAUAAAACGGAAUCAUAUUUGGCAAAUUUUGAAAUAUUUACAUUUUAUUUUUCAUAACUUGAACAUGAAAGCACCUGCCAAUGCUGAUGCUUCAACUAUAUACAAGACCAAUAAGAAGUUAUUUCUGGAGAAAGUAAGAGAAUGUGUUGUAUCCAGUAUUGACCAUGUAUAUGAUGACCCACCCAUAGAUGAUAGACAUUACAUAACAUUUAAACCAUAUGAUCCAGAGGUUCAUGAAAAUGCAAAAAACAUAAUGCUGAGACCACCUGGUCCAAAUGAAGGCCUUGCACAAGGCAUUUCAUGGGUACAGUCUGGUUCUUACCAACCAUUCUCGAAGGAUGCAACAUAACUGAAGUUCAGGUAUCAUCCAACAAGUGACAUGACAAAAUAGAUAUCACAAGUAGGUAGCAAUAAAAAUUUUUUCAAGUGUAAAAAUAUUAGUAUCUUUAUAAGAUUGAUUUUGUGGCUUUCCUCCAGAAAUAAACUUUUUAAACAAAAUAUCAGCUUAACAUGUUUAUGAACACUCAACAAAAUACAAAAGAAUUUUAAUUGUUAUAACUGCUAUAAGAGUUGUGCCUCUGUAACAUAAAAAGCAGAUAGUCUGUGUUAUUGUUUGUUAUAUAAUAUACGGCGUGGAGUGUAGACUCAAUGUUGAACCUUAAAAUAAUAUGAUGGCACAAGUAAUUAUUAAUAACAUUGUCUAGUACCUAUUGCACCCAAUGUUUCUGUACUGCCAUUGCAGGCAAAUUAUAACUCGUACGAAUCAACUGUGCACUCUGCUGGAAUGUGACCCCUCUCCCGCGAGGUGCACAGUUAAUUUGUACGGGUUUAUAUUAAAUAUGGUAGCAGAACGUAGUUUAGAACUACGGAAGAAAAUAAUCAACAAAGGAAGAAUAAGACAGAAUUUUAAUUUAGACAAUAUUCAUAGGAAAGAUUUUUAAGGAGAGUGACGGUUGUGUUUUUAUACACAUGUCAUAGCAACGAGAUUAUCUCUGAUUUAUAUUUUUAGAGCAUUAAGCCUUCUUUAACACAUUCCCUAAAUCAGUAGACAAUACCAAGAUCGUGA